Molecule: messenger RNA, 264 nt
Organism: Schistosoma rodhaini
Lineage: Eukaryota; Metazoa; Platyhelminthes; Trematoda; Strigeidida; Schistosomatidae
Source: the annotation of a GenBank genome assembly
AUGGCUCAUCCACACAGUAAACCUGAUUCAUUGAAUUUCUUUAUAUUCUUCACUUCAGCUGGACAUCAUGAACAUGGACAUCAUGAACAUCAUGAAGAAGGCCAUCAUGGUCAUGAAGGCAAAGAGCAUUGCACAUCAUCUGAACACUGUCCGAAAGACUGCCACGACAAAGAUGCUGCUGGUCAUGGAUCUCAUGACAAAGCACAACAUUGUGAAACUGGCUGUCAUAAACCAGGAUCUGGAAAAGAUCACGGUGGUCACUAA